GGGUAUUAGAUAAUUAGGAUCUCUUUCGACAAGGCGUCAAAGAUGUGUUGGUAAAAUCCUCAUCUCACCACGGAAACGGGCUGCGCGCAGCUCAGCUCUCUGUCUCACCUGUGUGCGCGUCUGAUUUGGGCACUCCACGAAGCGCAAACGAUGUAAGAACAAGCGGGAGAUGAAUCUAACGAAUUUUUACUCAGAUUUUGGACGUUUAUUUUCUACGAAUAUUUCACUUGGGGGACCUCAACAUGAGCACAACAACUGGAGUUUACCGGAGGAUACCAAACCCUACCCGCAAUUGUUCUUAUUUUCGGGACACGAACCGAGUACCAUCGUGUUGGUGGUUAUGUACUCCCUGUCCUUCCUCACCGGGCUCGGAGGGAACAUCAUGGCUCUUCUGGUCCUCACCCGAAAGAGGACCGGUCUGGCGGGGGUGUCAGCGACCCGCAGACUUCUGGUCAAUCUGGCGGUGUGUGACAUGAUGGUGGUGUGUGUGUGCAUGCCAGUUAACCUGGGACACCAGGUCUACAACGCCUGGGUGUUCGGGGAGUUUCUGUGCCGCACCGUGCCGUUCGUUCAGGCUGUGUCGGUGUCUGCGAGCGUCCUGAGCCUGGCCGUGAUCAGUCUGAACCGCUACUACAGCGUGCACAACCCUCUACACGCCCGGUCCUUUUUUACCGGGCGGCGGAUACUGUGUAUGAUCUGUGUGGUGUGGAUCGUGUCGUCGGGGCUGUGCAUACCGCUCCUCUUCAUGAAUACCACCCAAACUUUGUCGCUGCUGGACAUCACCCUCACUGUGUGCGUGGAGAGCUGGAACCAAGUCAAACUGAAACAGAGAUAUAGCUUUCUGCUCUUCUGCUCUCUCUAUGGAUUCCCUGUGUUGUUUAACCUGGUCAUCAGCGUGCUGACGGGCUGGAAGCUGUGGGGCAACGACGAAAAACGGACGCAAGAUUCGAAUACAUUUGGCGUUACGCUAUCACUGUCUCGUCUGAAAGUGCGUAAAAGGAUCGCCAAGAUGGUGCUGUCGCUGGUUGUGCUUUUUACCUUGUCUUGGUUGCCUCUGUAUGUAGUGGACAUAUGGUUAGACUUUAACAUGACUUCAUCUUUAGAGAAAGAGGAGGAGGAUGUGAACCAUGUAUAUCACGAGUGGAUUCUACAGGGGAGACCCUUCGCGCUAUGGCUGGGUCUAACCAACUCCGCUCUCAACCCGCUCUGUUAUUGCUUCGUGGGUAAUUUACACAGGUCUGCAAAACGAUUCAGGAAAAGCUACAGACAGAAACUGUCGUCAUUGUUAAGUCUGUCGCCACAGCAGUCCUCUAUGCCUAUGGGCAGCACCUCAGUGCCCAAGCUCGUGCCCUAUAGCAGGGCGCAAUCGGAGAAGCGCGACGCAGAAAGGCGCGCAUCGAGCAGAUUUGCCAAUCCAGGCAACAAACUAAUCAAAAGCAAGAGCCUGUCGUCUGUGACAGUGUGUGAGACCGUUUUUGACUGAUUGACAGACAGACGGAUCAAAUGUUGGCCUACGUGGUAUAUCACAUACAUAUUUGUCCAAUGGACAGGAAAACGUUCGUCCUACAGUUAAAAAUAGGAUAUUCUGUGAAAAUGUGUGUCUGUUUUCCAACGGAACCUCCGAAGCAAAUUGAGAUAUUUGCCAUAACUGAGAUUAUAGAGUGUGUUGCCCUUUUAAUUAUGAAGUGUGGUGCCGUCUUUAUUAUGGAGUGUGUUGGAGUGUGUGCCCCAUGAUUCCAGGACCGUUG
Molecule: messenger RNA, 1748 nt
Organism: Oncorhynchus masou masou (cherry salmon)
Lineage: Eukaryota; Metazoa; Chordata; Actinopteri; Salmoniformes; Salmonidae
Product: gastrin/cholecystokinin type B receptor
Exons: 1
Coding region: 170-1483 (437 amino acids)
Biological process (GO): G protein-coupled receptor signaling pathway; cellular response to hormone stimulus
Cellular component (GO): plasma membrane
Molecular function (GO): G protein-coupled peptide receptor activity; peptide binding
Source: RefSeq, a predicted model, not a curated record